Molecule: messenger RNA, 1203 nt
Organism: Saccharomycopsis crataegensis
Lineage: Eukaryota; Fungi; Ascomycota; Saccharomycetes; Ascoideales; Saccharomycopsidaceae
Gene: RPT6
Product: proteasome regulatory particle base subunit RPT6
Exons: 1
Coding region: 1-1203 (400 amino acids)
Biological process (GO): proteasome-mediated ubiquitin-dependent protein catabolic process
Cellular component (GO): proteasome regulatory particle, base subcomplex
Molecular function (GO): proteasome-activating activity; ATP hydrolysis activity; ATP binding
Source: RefSeq, a predicted model, not a curated record
AUGGCAACAGCGACAACUCAUUAUGGUGGUAUCAAGCCAUUCUUCGUCCAAAAGAUCCAAGAUACUCAGUUGAAGAUCGAGCAAAAGACACACAAUUUACGCAGAUUGGAGGCCGAAAGAAACAUUCUUAAUACGACUGUCAGAUCUUUGAAAGAUGAAUUGAAGUUAUUGCAAGAACCAAGCUCGUACGUCGGUGAAGUUGUGAAAGUCAUGUCAUCUAACCAAGUUUUGGUAAAGAUCCAUCCAGAAGGCAAAUACGUCGUCAAUAUCUCUAGCACCAUAAAUAUCAAGGAUAUCAAGCCAUCUUUGAGAGUUUGUCUUAAAUCAGAUUCGUACACUUUACAUCAAAUUUUACCAAAUAAAGUCGAUCCAUUGGUGUCAUUAAUGAUGGUGGAAAAAGUCCCAGAUUCCACCUAUGACAUGAUUGGUGGUUUGGACAAGCAAAUCAAAGAAAUCAAAGAAGUUAUUGAAUUGCCAGUGAAGCAUCCGGAAUUGUUUGACUCUUUGGGUAUCCAACAACCAAAAGGUGUGAUCUUGUACGGGCCACCAGGAACUGGUAAGACUUUGUUGGCGAGAGCCGUCGCCCAUCACACCGAAUGUAAAUUUAUCAGAGUAAGUGGUUCGGAAUUGGUGCAAAAAUACAUUGGUGAAGGGUCCAGAAUGGUUAGAGAGUUAUUUAUAAUGGCCAGAGAACACGCGCCAUCCAUUAUCUUUAUGGAUGAAAUCGAUUCUAUCGGUUCAUCAAGAGUCGAAGGCGGUGGCUCAGGGGGUGGUGAUUCCGAAGUCCAAAGAACUAUGUUGGAAUUGCUUAAUCAAUUGGAUGGGUUUGAAUCGUCAAAAAACAUCAAGAUAAUAAUGGCCACCAAUAGAUUGGAUAUUUUGGAUCCAGCGUUGUUGCGUCCUGGUAGAAUCGAUAGAAAAAUCGAAUUCCCUCCACCGACCGUCACUGCCAGAACUGAUAUUUUGAAAAUUCACUCAAGAUCAAUGAAUUUGACCAGGGGAAUAAACUUGAGAAAGAUUGCGGAAAGAAUGAAUGGUUGUUCUGGUGCUGAUGUUAAGGGUGUUUGUACCGAAGCCGGUAUGUACGCUCUUAGAGAAAGAAGAAUCCAUGUUACUCAAGAAGAUUUUGAAUUAGCUGUGGCUAAAGUUAUGGCAAGACAUGAUGAUAAUACUGCCGUCUCAUUGGCUAAAUUAUUCAAGUAG